Messenger RNA from Vanessa tameamea, 957 nucleotides. It is a transcript of the gene Scox, whose product is annotated as protein SCO1 homolog, mitochondrial. Gene Ontology annotation, molecular function: copper chaperone activity; copper ion binding. The record is from RefSeq and is a predicted model, not a curated record. Gene Ontology annotation, biological process: intracellular copper ion homeostasis; mitochondrial respiratory chain complex IV assembly. Gene Ontology annotation, cellular component: mitochondrial inner membrane. The transcript is spliced from 5 exons. The coding region runs from base 133 to 891 and encodes 252 amino acids. Lineage: Eukaryota; Metazoa; Arthropoda; Insecta; Lepidoptera; Nymphalidae.
AACCCUGAAUAAUUUUUGUAUUAGGAGUACUUAGAAUGAAAAAUCUGUAAAUAAUUAUUGAAACGUGUGAUUAUUGUAAUAAACGGAUAUUCUGAUAAGCAAAAGUAAAAAUCUAGGAGUUUUUCAUUUAAAAUGAACUCAAUUUUAAGAAGUACAAUGAGACCCUUAAGUCGAUUUUUAUCAACAACAUCAGUUAAACUAUGUGCCGUACCACCUAAGUUAAAACCAAAGAAAUUUACCGGACCAAUCACAUGGAAGUCAAUGGCUGUUACAGCGGUUGUCGGUGGUGGUCUUACAGGAUUUAUGUUGUACGUGAGAAAAGAAAAACAAGAAGCGAUAGAUCGUGAAAGGAAGCGGCAACUUGGCAAAGCCAAAAUAGGCGGUACAUUUGAGCUGGUUGAUUCUGAAGGAAGAAAAGUAAAAAGUACAGAUUUCCUUGGUAAAUGGUUAUUAAUAUAUUUUGGCUUCACACAUUGCCCUGACAUAUGUCCCGAUGAACUGGAGAAACUAGCAGAAGUUGUUAAUAGACAUGACCAGACUCCAUCAGCACCACCUUUGCAGCCUUUAUUCAUAUCAGUUGAUCCCCAGAGGGAUACACCAGAAAUAGUGGGAAAGUAUUGCAAAGAAUUUACACCAAGAUUGUUAGGUCUAACGGGUACAAAAGAACAAGUACAACAGGCAUGUAAAUCCUACAGAGUAUACUUUAGUGCUGGACCUCAGGAUGUUGAUAAUGAUUAUAUUGUGGAUCACACAAUUAUAAUAUACCUGGUAGACCCUGAUGGAGAGUUUGUUGACUAUUAUGGACAAAAUAGAAAUGCAGCAGAAAUACAUGAUUCUAUGCUUGUAAAUAUUCAAAAAUAUCAACAGGGUAAGAAGUCAUCAUGGUUCUAAGAAAUGCAUUUAGUUAUUGUAAUUAUGUUCCAGAUUAAAUUGAAAUAAAUUUAUUUAUUAUAUAAA